AUGAAAUAUUCAGCUUUUAAGAAUUCUUUAAGAUUUGCUAGUAAAUUCUACCAGAAUAAUAGUUAUAAGCUAUACAUGAACAGUGUGCCGCAGUUUUCUACUUUUACAUAUGGCAAACACAUAAAAACGAGCCCAUUAACAAAUAGGCUGGACGAUUUGUUAAAAAAAAAUGCUAGCUUAAUAAGCAUAAUUAGCGUGAAUGGAUUGGAUGAUUUAAUUAUGCAGUCGUCAAAAAUUGAAUCGGUUUCAAUCGCAGACUGGUUGCUGAACCUUGUGGAAGAGUAUCAAUUAAUGCUAUCAUGUGUAAAUAUGACCACAAUACGCAGUUGGUUUUCCAUUAGGAGCAUGGGAUUGUCAACAGAACUGUCUAUAGCAAAAAAGAAAAAGCAGUGA
Molecule: messenger RNA, 393 nt
Organism: Plasmodium malariae
Lineage: Eukaryota; Apicomplexa; Aconoidasida; Haemosporida; Plasmodiidae
Product: conserved Plasmodium protein, unknown function
Exons: 6
Coding region: 1-393 (130 amino acids)
Source: RefSeq, a predicted model, not a curated record